UAACAAGAAGUCAACAAAUAUGGCGAGUUGAUGGCACAUUAUACCAAAGAGCUGAGUGUGUUAUUGUAACGCGUAAAUUAAUAAUCUGACGUCUGUCACAACAACGGUACAGCGACUAAGCGACUGCAGAGGAGGAAAUGGCACUAUGUAAUUCCAUAAAACUGAGAUUUCGCAGUAUAACGGAUACAGCUAUGAAUAGUAAAACAAAGUUCUCAAGAGAUACAAAGAGAAGUCCAGAACGUGUCUGAUUAACAACAUCGGAUGGAACAAGUGACUGGAGACAAGUCGAAAAGCGUUAAGAAAACUUACGAUCUCGUAAGACAAGAGUUCGACCAAGGGACGGAGCGGAAGGCAUUGGCGAACAAACUACAGUCUGCGGGGCGAGACAUGGAGACACGCAGAGAAAAACUGAGAUGUCUGCUUUUAGAAGAAGCAUCAGCUUGGACACGAGAAUACGCAGAAAAGGGACAGGCAGUUAACGAGAAGAAACUGGAAGAAAUGAAGUUUAAAGCUGAAGAAAUACGAAACAGACGAGAGGCCGAACGAAAGAAAAUUGUAGAGGAGAAACGGAUUCAGCAGUACUUCGAAAUGUGUGAAGACCUGGUGUCCAUGAAGUCGCGUAGAUUCGCGGAAGAUGCGAAAAGAGGGCAGAAAUAUCAGAUGAAGGAGAAAGAAUACAUGAAAGCUCAGGAAAAAGAAGUUGAAAAUCUGUGGGCAGACGUGGCGAAAAAAGAAUACGAUGCUAAGGUUGCUAGAGAGACAGAAGAAGCGCGCAAGAAGUUUCAGAAGGACAAAGAAGUUGCCGAGGUUCUGUUACUGCAGCAGAAAUCCAUCGAGGCACACAAUCUGGAGCAGCGUCAGAGGUCAAAAGAUGAAGAAGCGAAGUUGAAAGAGAAAAAUCUGAAAGAAAUACAAGAAGAGGAAACGAAAGUGCUUGGAAACAAGAUUAAGACCAGGCAGAAGAUUUGCAGUGAUCUGAUGCAACAAAUCAAGAGACGCGAAGACUUUCUGGACCGCAUGACUGAGGAAGAACAAGUUCUUGAAAAAACGUUUUGCAAGAUGGCUCAGGCCGAACUAGAGAAGGAAUUAGCAUCAAAGAAAUACAACAGAGAAACACUGAAGAGGGAAUCGCAGUUGUACCGCGAAAGCUUAGCGAAACUGCAGCAGCAAAGAGACACCGAGGAAGCCGAACUAGAGAGAAUUCUGCAGCAUGAGAAGAAUAAAAUUGAGGCACACAGGGAAGAGAAGAUGAUAAGACUUAAAGAAGCGCGCAAGAAACUCAAGGACGAAGUGUUGCAGGGGAGGAUGACGCAGGUAGAGAAACAGAAGGAGAAGAUUGAUAAACUGAAGAAGCAAGAAGAAGAAGAGUUAAAGAUGCAGGAGAAGGCGAGGCUGCAGAACGCAAAGCUAACGGCUGAGCACGAUAAUCAGAUUAGACUCCUGAAGCAGAAGUACGCGAAGGACCUUCUAGACCAAAUUGAAUACAACAAGGCGCUCAAGGUUCGUGAGAUCUUUAUGGUUUUUGAAACUUCCCCUUCGUUGUUUAUUUAA
Molecule: messenger RNA, 1551 nt
Organism: Zootermopsis nevadensis
Lineage: Eukaryota; Metazoa; Arthropoda; Insecta; Blattodea; Termopsidae
Source: RefSeq, a predicted model, not a curated record